AUGGGCUGCUACCUGCAACUGCUGCUGCUGCUGCUCCUGGGACUGGCAGGUCAGGGCUCAGCUGACAACCAUCCCGAGGUGCUACAGGCACCCGUGGGGUCAUUCAUUCAGGUGCAGUGCCACUACCGGCUCCAGGAUGUGAGGGCACGAAAGGUGUGGUGCCGGUUCUUGCAGGAAGGCUGCCAGCCAUUGGUGACCUCAGCUGUGGACCGAAGAGACCCAGAAAAUGGGCGCGUAUUCCUCACUGACCUGGGUGGGGGGCUCCUACAGGUGGAAAUGGUGACCCUGCAGGAGGAGGACACAGGGGAGUAUGGCUGUGUGGUGGAGGGAGCCGAGGGGCCCCAGACCCUGCACAGGGUCUCCCUGUUGGUGCUUCCGCCAGUUCCUGGCCCAGGAGAGGAGAAGGAAGUAGAGGACAAGACGGAGAGCUCUAGAACCGGAAGUCUGCCAAAGGAGCCCUCCUUGGACGCUGUGGGAAGUGUUAGUCCUCCCGAGUUCCGAAGGCAUGAGAACAGAAUCCAGCUGAUCUGGGGUGCUGUGCUCCUGCUGGGCCUGCUGGUGGUGGCGGUGGUGCUGUUUGCUGUGAUGGCCCGAAGGAAAGGGAGCAGGCUUGGUGUCUGUGGCCAGUUCCAGAGCAGUGGAGCUUCAGGCAUGGAACCCUCCUCAGCAGCCCACUACAGCAGUGACUCUGGACUGGCUGCUGGGCUGCCCACGGACGUACCAUACGUGAGGCUAGACUCACCACCUUCCUUUGACACCACCUACCCGGGCUUUCCUCUUGAUCCUCCAUCAAGGAAACCCCCGGCCCCACCCCUACAGCCCCCUCUGCCUCCUAAGGUUCUGGUGUCAUCCAAGCAUGUGACAUAUGCCACAGUUGUCUUCCCAGGAGGAGACAAAGAUGAAGGAGCCUCCUGUGAGGCUGCUGGGGGUCUACCAAACAGUCAAACUCCACCCAGCUAA
Cricetulus griseus (Chinese hamster) is the source of this 960-nucleotide messenger RNA. The record is from RefSeq and is a predicted model, not a curated record. Lineage: Eukaryota; Metazoa; Chordata; Mammalia; Rodentia; Cricetidae.